Molecule: messenger RNA, 1863 nt
Organism: Camelina sativa (false flax)
Lineage: Eukaryota; Viridiplantae; Streptophyta; Magnoliopsida; Brassicales; Brassicaceae
Molecular function (GO): protein binding
Source: RefSeq, a predicted model, not a curated record
ACUAAAUUCCCUAAAACUUACUACAUGAUUCUGUCAAAUGCGCCGCUUACUAAAACAACAACAGUGGCGUCCCUUCGUUUCUCCAACAAAACUCAACAAUGGCUUCAUCUUCUUCUUCUCAUCCAAAACUAAUCCAAAUCCAAACGAACACCAAGAAAUCCUCAUCAACGCCAUCUCCAAAUCCUUACACUCCAACGACACCUGGGAAACCCUCUCCACAAAAUUCUCCUCCACUGAUCUAUCAGACUCCCUCGUAUACCAAAUCCUUCUCCGAUUCAAACAACCCGAAACAGCGAAACGAGCUUUAAACUUCUUCCACUGGUCAGCUCACACACGAAACCUCCGCCACGUAACAACCUCUUACGCCGUCGCGAUUCACAUCCUCGUUAAAUCUCGAUUACUCAUCGACGCUCGAGCUUUAAUCGAAUCGUCUAUUUUGAAUUCAGAUUCCGAUUUAGUCGAUUCGUUGUUGGAUACUUACGAGGUCUCUUCCUCUACUCCUCUAGUGUUUGAUUUGGUUGUUCAAUGUUACGCAAAGAUUAGGUAUUUGGAAUUAGGAUUCGAAGUUUUCAAGAGACUGUGUGGUUCUGGAUUUGUUCCUAGUGUGAUUACUUUGAAUACGUUGAUCCACUUCGCUGCGAAAUCGAAUCGGGUCGAUCUCGUUUGGAGGAUUUACGAGUUCGCGAUUGAUAAGAGAGCGUAUCCGAACGAGACGACGAUUCGGAUUAUGAUCAGUGUGUUGUGUAAAGAAGGGAGAUUGAAAGAAGUUGUUGAUUUGUUAGAUAGGAUUCAUGGGAAGAGAUGUUCACCUCCUGUGAUUGUUAAUACUAGUUUGGUGUUUCGUGUUUUGGAAUCGAAUCGUAUCGAGGAGAGUAUGAGUUUGUUGAAGAGAUUGUUGAUGAAGAACAUGGUUGUUGAUACGAUUGGUUAUUCGAUUGUUGUGUACGCGAAGACGAAAGAAGGGGAUUUGGAGUCUGCGCGGAAGGUGUUCGACGAAAUGCUUCAUAGAGGUUUUAGUGGGAACGCGUUUGUUUAUACGGCUUUUGUUAAGGUUCGUUGCGAAAGAGGUGAAGUUGAAGAAGCGGAACGGUUGAUGAGUGAGAUGGAGAGUUCUGGAAUCAGUCCGUAUGAGGAAACUUUUGAUUGUCUCAUCGAGGGUUGUGCGAGAUUCGGGAGAGAAGAGAAAGCUUUGGAGUAUUGCGAGGUAAUGGUAACCAGAGGGCUUAUGCCUAGUUGUUCUGCUUUCAAUGAGAUGGUUAAGAGACUAAGAAAGAUUGAGAAUGUGAAUUGCGCUAACGAAAUCCUAACGAAGUCUAUAGAUAACGGGUUUGUCCCUGAUGAACAUACGUAUUCUCAUCUGAUUCAAGGAUUUGUGGAAGGAGGCGAUAUUGAACAAGCGCUAAAGCUGUUCUACGAGAUGGAAUACCGAAAAAUCUCUCCCGGUUUCGAUGUGUUCAGGGCACUAGUUAUUGGACUUUGCUCUUGCGGUAAAGUUGAAGUAGGAGAAAAGUACUUGAGAAUUAUGAAGAGGAGAUCGAUACAGCCUAAUGAAGAUAUAUAUGAGGCAUUGAUUAAGGCGUUCCAUAAAAUUGGCGAUGAAGCAAAUGCUGAUAGAGUUUAUGAUGAGAUGAUUUCAGUUAGAUGAUUCAAACCGCAUGGUUUAAGUAUGUUUGGGUUGGAUCAUUUUUAGUCUCCUUGUAGCUUCAUACGAUCAUUUAUUAGAGGAGGACCACACGAAAAAAAUGAAAGUCAACUUCUACGAGCGUUAUUAAAAACAAACUCACCUCAUUGUAAAAUUAUAAAUUCUUAGAGAGAUGUAUUGGGAAUUAGCAAAUCAAUCUAUAAGAUUCUUAUAGAUUUUUA